AUGGACCAGCGCUGCUCUCAGCCGGUCGUCCCCAUCCUCCUGAUGGGGUUUGGACUUGUUGCCAUCCUGCUCCUGACCAUCCCCAUCCAGGACGUUCGGGAGGCGCCGGGGUUUAUGUACGGGAUUGUCUUGGAUGCUGGAUCUUCGCACACAGCUCUGUACAUAUACAAGUGGCCAGCAGACAAGCAAAAUGGCACGGGCGUGGUCACCCAGCACAGCGAAUGUCACGCGAAGGGCGGAGGGAUCUCCAGCUAUGCGGGCCAACAGGGAGCAGCAGGGCAGAGCUUAGAGACAUGUCUGGACCAGGCAGUGAAGGACAUCCCCAAAGAACGACACAGGCUCACACCUGUGUACCUGGGAGCCACAGCUGGCAUGAGGCUUCUGCACAUCUCAAGCCCAGAGCUGUCAGCUCAGAUUCUGCAGGAGGUGGGUCACAAAAUCAAGUCCUACCCUUUCAGCUACCAGGGGGCGGCCAUACUGAGCGGUCAACAGGAGGGGGCGUACGGCUGGGUCACUGUCAACUACCUCUUAGAGAACUUCAUAAAGUAUGGUUUCGUGGGGCGUUGGUUCAGCCCCGGCAGGCCCACAGUGGGAGCGCUUGAUUUUGGCGGGGCGUCCACCCAGAUAACAUUUGCGACUCAGGAGGAAGUAGAGGACGAGAAGGACAUGAUAAAGCUGCACCUUUAUGGCCAGGAGUACUCUCUGUACACACACAGCUUCCUGUGCUACGGGCAGGACCAGGUCCUCAAGAGACUGCUGGCUCACAUAGUGAAGUCUCAGGGUUACCCUGGGUCAAUCACUCACCCCUGCUACCCUGCAGGCCACAAUAGAACUUUGAAGUUGAACAGUAUAUUUAACUCUCCGUGUACUGCUAAGUACAAACCCAGCUCCUACGACUCCCAGGCUUCUCUGACAAUACAAGGCAGCGGACACUAUGAACACUGUCUGGGCAACGUGUCUGAGAUCUUCUCCUUCGACAGCUGUCCGUUCUCCCGGUGCUCCUUUGAUAGAGUCUUCCAGCCAAAUGUCACAGGCAGCUUCAUGGCGUUCUCUGCUUUCUACUACAUUCACUCCUUCCUGCAGCGUACCACCAGUAUCAAUGCGAGGACUCCUUCACAACUGGAGGAGGCAUCCAGAACUGUGUGCAGGAUGACUUUCAAAGAAAUGUUGCUUCUUGCGCCGCUCCAAAGGUCUCGUCUGCAGGACUACUGUGCCAUCUCUGCGUACGUUAAGAUUCUCAUGUUGAGAGGAUACGGCUUCGAUGAGACAUCGUUCCCACGCAUUUCCUUCCAGAAGAAGGCAGGGGACGCCUCGGUGGGUUGGGCUCUGGGCUACAUGCUGAGUUUGAGCAGUUUGCUGCCGGCAGAGACGGUGGGGCUGAGGAAGGCCCUGACCCCGGGAGCCUGGGGAACGCUCAUCUGUCUCUUUGUCCUCCUGCUCGGGGCGGUCCUGGUGUUCAUCUUGCUCCAAGCUUGGGGUGGAAAGAAGAAAGGAGGAAGUGAAAGCACCAUCUAGAUACUGUAACACCAUGCAGUGCAGUCAGAGAGCAGUAAGAUGGUAACGUGUUUUUGCUUGUGUUGUGUCUACUACAGAAUUAAGUUUCUAAAAUGAAACUGUGAGGUUUAAAGAGCUGAAUGUGAGCUUUAUUUAAAGGUCCAGUGUGUAGCAGUUCUAGGGAUCUAGUCGCAGAAAUGGAAUAUAAUAUACAUAACUAAGUUUUCAUUAGUGUAUAAUCAGCUGAAACUGAGAAUCGUUGUUUUUUGAGCCCCACAUAUCUAAAAAAGGGAGCAGGUCCUAUUCAUUGAGCACGCCAUGUUGCGGCGUCAUGUUUCUACAGUAGCACAGAACGGACAAACCAAACAAUGGCUCUAGCCUACAGCCUUGCAUGUUUUUUAUGUUACCUGAAGGCCACCAUAUUUCUCCAACAUGCUUGGGAAGGGAGCAGUGAGUGGAGGAGUAUUCAGUUGGUUGCAACCUGCAGCCUCACCACUAGAUGCCACUAAAUCGUACACACCGCUCCUUUAACGGUGUUUACAUUACAAUGGGUGACCAGUGCAGGAACUGUAUCUCUUUUCUUACAUGGUCUUUAAAACAUGGAGACUGCACUGCUUAUUCACUGAUUGCAAAGGGUUUGACUACAGUUGUAUAAUUGCAAUCACUUUAUUUUGAGUAAAUAAACAUAUCCAUUUACUCUCUGUCUCCUCAAAUUGUGGGACUGGAUAAAAAAGACUCUAGCUUUAACUUCACAGUGCUUUUUAUGUCAUUUCAAAUCCAAUGUACUGGAGUACAGAGCCAACACAAUGAAAACAUGUCACUGACCGAAUACUGUCUGACUGCGCUGUCGGUUUGAGAACAUAGCACACUGGCACUACAGGGGAGGUCUGAAUGUUAUUUUUAUUCUUGAAGAGUCCAACCAACUUUUGAUUGUAUGGAAUGUAAAAAAAAUCCAGAUUUUUGUGACUGCACUUGGAGGCACUCUUGCAGUAAAAUGAAGCAAACUGAAACCACUAUUUCAUUCAUAUAUAUAUAUUCAAAGAUGUUUAUCAAGCGGGCAGCCUUUAUAUAGCGUCUGCCCAGAUUAACUUUUAAUAAAUCAAGCUAAGAUUCAAAUUUAUUUGAAUAGCAUAAUAUCAACACAUUUCAGACGGUAUAAAUAUAGAAAUAAUGUAAUGAUAGAAAAUAGCUCUUGAAUCACUCACAUAUGUAUUUAGUUUUCUUGAUAUCUAUGACACAGUAGUUACUGAUACGGUAAGUUCAUACCACACUCAUAUUUACUCACAGACUUUAAGUUUAAGUUGUCUUUUUUCACAGUAACACAUGUUUCAGUAAUGAAUUAAUCACUUUAUUUUAAAGAAUAGUAGUGGUGAUCAGUUUUAGUCGAAAGUGGUUGUUUUUGUAUCUGACAUGUGUGGUGUUUUUGUACUGCAUUGUAUUAUAUUUAAGGGACAUAUUUUUCACCAUAAAACUAGAAUGUAAGGACUGCUUUGUUGGAUUGGAUCACACAUAACUUAUACUGCAUUUAUUGUGCCGACCCCCUCUGCAUUACAUGCUGAGGUGAAACAUGAAAGCAAUUAAACCCUUAAAAAAAAGAAUCAUUAUGAAGAAAUGUAUGCUGCAACACAAAGACAUUCCGAUAUGUACUCAGGUGUGCUGGCAUUAAAAGCUAAUGGCAACUCUUGACAUGCUUUAGCUGUGCUAAAUCUACAUUUUGGUUGCAGCAAUUCAGUGUCUCUGUGCCUUUUUCAAGAGCUUCCCAGAUAGCCCCUGCAUGUUGAAUUUUUAUGUAUAUUGUAGCAUCUUUCAAAUUAUUCUUGUGGCAUUAAAUGCUUUUUGCUAAAAGAAACAAUUGGAAAAUCCUGGUGAAAAUUGGUGCAGUGUACAUUUAAUCAAGUGUGGAAAUACAUUUUUUUUUACAAUUUUACACCUUACCAACAUUUUCACUAGAAUUAGCCAUUUUAAUUGAUUAAUUCAUAUACUAGUCAUUGUAAAUUUUGUAUGAUUUUAUCAUGUCGUUUCAUUGCUCUCUGUGUGGUCACGUUGUGUG
Molecule: messenger RNA, 3544 nt
Organism: Anoplopoma fimbria (sablefish)
Lineage: Eukaryota; Metazoa; Chordata; Actinopteri; Perciformes; Anoplopomatidae
Gene: entpd2b
Product: ectonucleoside triphosphate diphosphohydrolase 2b
Exons: 9
Coding region: 1-1515 (504 amino acids)
Biological process (GO): nucleoside diphosphate catabolic process
Cellular component (GO): plasma membrane
Molecular function (GO): GDP phosphatase activity; UDP phosphatase activity
Source: RefSeq, a predicted model, not a curated record